Ailuropoda melanoleuca (giant panda) is the source of this 3920-nucleotide messenger RNA. RefSeq names its product DNA fragmentation factor subunit beta (gene DFFB). The coding region runs from base 2120 to 2950 and encodes 276 amino acids. The transcript is spliced from 7 exons. NCBI's taxonomy places the organism in Eukaryota, Metazoa, Chordata, Mammalia, Carnivora, Ursidae. Gene Ontology annotation, cellular component: nucleus; cytoplasm. Gene Ontology annotation, biological process: apoptotic process; apoptotic DNA fragmentation. Gene Ontology annotation, molecular function: DNA endonuclease activity. The record is from RefSeq and is a predicted model, not a curated record.
GCAGCUCCCGGUCGCCGGCUCCCGCCUGUGCCUCUACGAAGAUGGCACGGAGCUGACUGGAGAUUACUUUUGGAGCGUCCCUGACAACUCGGAGCUGGUGGUUCUCACCUCGGGCCAGACCUGGCAAGGCUGUGGUUCCUUUGCAGAAAUCGACAAGCUGAUGCUAAUCCCUGAUUCAAAUGUAAUUUCAAAGGACCCGGAGUAGCCAAAACAACCUUGAAGAAGAACACAGGAGGAGCCCUCGCUCUUCCUAACAUGAAAACUUACUACAAAACAACGGUAGUCAAGACACUGGACUAGAAGAUACUCCAGAAGGGAACCGAUGGGUCUGUGAUCAGUGGAUGGUGCCAAGGGUGCCAAGACCUUCCAGUGGGGGAAAGAAUAAUCUCUAAUAAGUGGUCCUGGGACAGCGGGACAUCCAGGUGCUGAAGAGUGGGCCCGGUCCUCACCUGGCACCAUAUACGAAAAUCAACUCAAAAUGGGUAAGUGACCUAAAUGCAAGAGCUAAACAUGUAAAACCCUCAGAAGAAAACCCAGCAGUCAGUCUUCAUGACCUUGAGUUUGACUAAGGAUUCUUAUAUAUGACACCAGAAACAUGAACUAGAGAAAAAAAAUAGAUUCAUUUGACUUCAGAAUGUAAGACUUUUGUAACACCAUCAAGAAGGUGAAAAGACAACCCACAGGAUGGGAGAAGAAAGUCGCAAAUCGUGUAUCAGGCCAGGGACUUGUAUCCGGAAUAAAUCAAGAACUCUAACAACCCGGUCAUUCAUCAUCGGGGAAAUGCGAAUCACACCCACAGUGAGGCACCGCCUCGCACCCGCCGGUCACAAGCUGGUGAGCACGGGAGGAACCGGAGCGCUUGCCGUUGCCAGAGGGUGGGAAGUGGUGCCGCCGCUGUGGGGGACAGGCUGGUGGCUCCCCCGAUGAUCCGAGUCAGCUGUGACCCCGCAGUCCACCCCAGCACACACCCCAGAGAAACAAAAGCACACGUCCACAUGAAGACUUGCGCAUCAUUAUUUCUAGAAGCAUUGUUCAUGAUGGUCAAAAGGUGGAACCCCAAUAGCGUCCCGAGAGACAAAGGGGUAAACAAAGUGUGGUGCGUUCGCACAGUGGAAUAUAUACUGACCGCUCGGAAGGGGAUGGACAGCCUCACGCGAGGGAAAGGAGGCGAGGAUAGAAGAUCACGUAUCCCGUGAUCUCGUUCGUAUUGAAAUGUGCAGAGCGGAGACAUCGACAGAGACAGAGACUGGUGGUGGUUUCGGGCUGGGGGCGGGGGUGCAGGGAGGGGGAUCCCAGCUGACCGAUGCAGACUCCGUUUUCGAGGCGAUGCGGGUGCUCUGAUCUGCAGAUGGUGGUACAGCUCGGUGAGCAAACUAGGGAGCACGGGGUUGUACCUUUCGAGCGGGUGAAUUGUGAGGGGUGGGGAUCCCAUCUCGAUAAAGUGGUUUUUUGUAGAACAGAGCAGUGAACUGCGUUCCAGAGUCACGGCACCUGUCCCGUGUCCAGCUUCGGGUGGUGUGGCUGUCUGCUGCCCCAGCAGCCCGGAUGGGUGUGCAGGGUGGUCUUGGUGUGGGUGGUGCGGUCGGCCGUCCAUCUGUCCUCUCUGGGGAAGUGUCUCUUUGUCCAUAAGUCUUUUGUCCGUCUUCUCACGGAGUUUUUAACUGUUGAGUUUUGGGUUUUUCUCAUGAUGAGUUCUGGAUACGAGUCUUUUGUGAGGUGUGGCCUGUGGGCAUUCCUUCCUGCUCUGUUGCUUGGCUGUGCGUCCCUGGAACAGACUUUCACCGAGAGAAAGUUUUCCAUUUUGAUGAAGCCCAUAUUGUCAGUGCUUUCCUUUUGUGCUUGUGCUUUCCACGUUAAGUCCAGAAACUUCUCACCAAGCCCUUGGGCUGGAAGAGUUUCUUGCAGUCUUUCUGCAGCAGUGGAUGUGGUCGUGGGAUUUUUGUCUUUAGCCCAUCAAGGGUGGAUGAUUCUGGUUGAUUCUUGAGCAUUGAACAGCCUCUGGUCCCUGGAACCACCCCACUGGGCCUGGGGCAUCGUUCUUCGUGCACAUGCUGGCCGAGGUGUCACGGAGGGUCUUGGUGGACUCUGGUUCUGCUGGGUGCUCCAUGCUUGCUCGGCCAUGAGCAGCACUCAAGGACUGCUGGCUCUUCUGUCGGUCCCCCUUCUGGUGGCAGAUGUGAGUGACCUCGGUCGCUUCCUCAGCGCGUUCCACAAGCCGCACGCGGGGCUCAUCCAGGCCGCCCGGCAGCUGCUCUCCGACGAGCAGGCCCCGCUGCGGCAGAAGCUGCUGGCCGACCUCCUGCACACAGUCAGCGAGAACAUCGCGGCCGAGACCAGGGAUGAGGACCCGCCAUGGUUCGAAGGCUUGGAGUCUCGAUUCCAGAGUAAGUCUGGGUACCUGAGGUACAGCUGCGAGAGCCGGAUCCGGAGCUACCUGAGAGAGGUGCACUCUUACGCCUCUUUGGUCAGCAUGGAGGCUCGGGACGAGUAUUCCCGCGUUGCUGAUCUCAUGUGCCGCAAGCUCCGGGCGUCCCGGUACAACGGCAGCUACUUCGACAGAGGCGCCAAGGCGGGCGGCCGGCUCUGCACGCCGGAAGGCUGGUUCUGCUGCCAGGGUCCUUUUGACGUGGACACCUGUGCCUCCAAACACUCCAUCAAUCCCUAUGGUAACAGGGAGAGCCGGGUCCUCUUCAGCACGUGGAACCUGGACCACAUAAUAGAGAAGAAGCGCACGGUGGUCCCCGCGCUGGCUGAAGCCAUUACGGAGCGAGACGGCAGAGAAGUGGCCUGGGAGUAUUUUUAUGGCCUGCUCUUCACCUUGGAGAACCUGAAGUUGGUCCACAUCGCCUGCCAUAAGAAGACCACCCACAAGCUCGGCUGUGACCCACGCAGAAUCUACCAACCGCAGACGAAGCCGAAGAGACGGCGGCCGGCCCGGAAGUGCCGGUGACGGGCCACACGUGCCGCCUCCCUGGCACGUGCCAUUCCAGUGGCUGCUCUUCUGUGCUCGUCACUGCGGUGGCUCCUGGAGACACUUCAGGGGUCGUCCUACAGAUUCCGACCUCACUACAUUUCUCAGUCGGCCUUUGCCCCUCCGAGAGCCCAAGCGCGGGACGACCAGUUUGGUGCAUGGCCGGGGCGUGGGUGGGUCGGCCGGGACAAGGCACUGUCCUCCACUCAGGGGCCCCUCCUGCCCUGAUGGUCCUGCUGCCGUGCGCACGCCCAGUGGCCUCCACAUGGACUCGGCGUCAGGCCAGACGUGGCCACGUGGUCCUGGGACAAGUAGUCUGUGUCAGCUCUCGGCUGGGUCUCCACUCCGCGGCGAAUGCAGAGCUCUGUCCUCGGGGUGUUUCUGAUGGCUCCCGAGGGUUGCUGCCCCCUUGGGGUAAAACAUUUGUAUUCCGUAAAGCAGGUGCAAGGACACGUGCUGCCGUGCCCUUUGUGAUGGCAGAGAGCGGGAGACUGUCCACGUGUGUCCGCAGGGGAAGGGCUGACUGUGGUCUCGUGCUGAACCACAGGAAACUGCUGUUCUUGUAAACUAGAAGUACUCAGAUGUCGUGAUUACCCGUCGACAUUGUGGAAAGCGGGGCAGCAGUUUUGUGUUUCUGUACGGAAACGGGGUGCUGUGCGUCAGGCUGCUCCACGCGGAGUGUGACCUGCUGAUUUUAUAACGUCUGUGCUUGUGUCACACGUGUGUUAGUGCACGUGGGACAGUCUGCGAGGAAAUGUGCCGUCGGGACAGCGGUGACCCUGGGGAUGUGGUGGGCAUGCACUGGGUUAUAAAGGGCUAACUUUCUAGGGGGCGCCUGGGUGGCACGGCGGUUAAGCGUCUGCCUUCAGCUCAGGGCGUGAUCCCGGCGUUGUGGGAUCGAGCCCCACAUCAGGCUCUUCUGCUAUGAGCCUGCUUCUUCCUCUCCCAC